Molecule: messenger RNA, 1296 nt
Organism: Pseudophryne corroboree (corroboree frog)
Lineage: Eukaryota; Metazoa; Chordata; Amphibia; Anura; Myobatrachidae
Product: taste receptor type 2 member 40-like
Exons: 1
Coding region: 1-1056 (351 amino acids)
Biological process (GO): sensory perception of taste; G protein-coupled receptor signaling pathway
Cellular component (GO): membrane
Molecular function (GO): G protein-coupled receptor activity; bitter taste receptor activity
Source: RefSeq, a predicted model, not a curated record
AUGGUUCCAUAUAUUGCCCAACAGAUAGCUGCAUCUCCAGGAGAAGAACAUCGGCCAUAUUGGAAAAGCAGAAGGGCAGAAAAGGUUCUGCAUACAAUGCUGCCCUCAUUUGUUAUUCUCUCGCUCACUGCUUUAGGUAUCAGCACUGUGAUUGGAUUUUUCACUAAUUCAUUUAUCAUUGUUGUACAUGGAAUGGACAGAGCUAAAGGGAGAAGUAUUAACCCACGAGAACUGAUCCUGUUUACACUAGGACUCUUUAAUAUUGCCUAUCAAUUCAUCAUGGCUGCCAAUGACUCUGUAUUAUACCUUUGGAGUGACCUGUAUUUCUCUGACAAUGUUUACACCAUCUUCUCCAUUCUUCUGCUCUUCACAAUCUUCUCCAGCUUCUGGUUUACAUUCUGCCUCUGCGGGUUCUACUAUAUAAUGCUUGCUAGUUUUGAUCAAACGUUCUUUAUGCGCCUCAAGCAAAGCAUCUCAGAGGUUGUCCCCUGGAUGUUGUUAUGCUCUGUGCUGCUGUCACUCAUUAUCAGUGUCCCAGUUGCAUGGAACAUUAAGAAAGAGGACUACCUUGGUCAGUUAGAUAGAAAUGUCACUGGUAACUCCACAAUGCUACAUAGUACUCCACAUAUGAGUCUUCAGUACCUGCAGGUCACCAGUAUAAUUGGCUGCUGUAUUCCUCUCAUUUUGGUUGCCAUUGCCAAUGUGCUUAUUAUAAAGUCUCUCUGUGACCACGCAAAUCACCUUGGGAAAAACACUGGAGGAAUGAGUGCACAAAGUGUGGAAGCGAGUGUAUCGGCAGCACGCACUGUCACUUCCCUCCUCCUACUAUAUGUCAGUUUUUACAUCUCAGAGAUAUUACUGAUCAUGACUGUGUUUGAUGUGUAUAGUAUAUCGUUUUCUGUGUGUCUGGUGGUUGUAUAUGCCUACUCCCCAGUACAGUCAAUCAUUCUGAUUCUUGGAAGCCCGAAACUGAAAAGUACAUUGGUAAGGUUUAUAGGCUCCUAUAUAUGUAGAACAAUGAAGCCUCCGAGUGAGAAAGUGCGAGUAAUAAGCUGACAGACUACUUGUAUAUUCAGGUAUUCAAAUUACUAUAUUUAACUGUGUCUAUAAAUUAAAAAAUGGGAUGGUAUCAGAAUCCCGGCACUUGGGAUGCGGCAUAUCGACGCUCAGGAUCCUGACACCUAUUUGGUAAGCAAACUACCCCUAACAUCCCUGUCCCCAACCCUCCUUUCCCGCAGCCUGACACUAACCCUCCCUACUCAUGCUGAACCCAACAUCCCACCCCGCUUACCAGUC